Drosophila yakuba is the source of this 2450-nucleotide messenger RNA. RefSeq names its product cell division cycle 7-related protein kinase. The transcript has a single exon. Lineage: Eukaryota; Metazoa; Arthropoda; Insecta; Diptera; Drosophilidae. Gene Ontology annotation, biological process: protein phosphorylation; mitotic DNA damage checkpoint signaling. The record is from RefSeq and is a predicted model, not a curated record. Gene Ontology annotation, molecular function: protein serine/threonine kinase activity; ATP binding. The coding region runs from base 273 to 2246 and encodes 657 amino acids. Gene Ontology annotation, cellular component: nucleus.
UGUCAAAUGAUGAUUAGAAAAAAACACAAAUACAUAGUCUAUAUUUAGUAGCUGAUCAUUUUUCUAACACCAAAUUCGGACCAAAAAAAACCCCGAAUACAUUCGAAAUUAUUGUGUUCUUACCGCGGUUUACCGCUUCAGCUUAAUAGCGCUGUACCCCAGAAACAGACCAAGAAACCAGCGUUAAAACUAAACGGUUAUAAGCCAAAUUGAAAGAGACCUUGGAUUGUAAAUGGGUGGCGCAUGUGCUUACUAAAAUUCCAAUUAACAAAAUGGACAAGAAAGAAGUGCAACAUCAUCGCAGUCAGCAGACGAUGACAAAAUCUCUAUACGCCAUUGGGAUGGGUCUUCUGGGAAAAUCGGCGACCAACAUGGGUGGUGCUAAAACGAAUUUGGAAUCGGCAGGGAAGAGCUCCUCAACGAAUUAUAACAAAAAUCGGCUCUAUAACGAAAGGCUCGUUGCGAUGGCCUCCGGAGCUCUGCCUUCCGUUUCGGGGACUAACCAUCAUUAUAAGCAACAGCAGCUCCUAACUCAACAUGCUCCCAAGUGCACUGCCGAUCUCAACGAGAAACUAGUAAAGAUCAACCGGCAAAACGCCUAUAAAGAACUUUCCACCAUGCAGGCAAGGGAUAUGCAAUCCGUUGACAAAAACGAAGAGGCCCUAAAGGAAUUGCAGGAGAGCAUUCCGGAAAUCAACAAAAUCUUCGAUGUGCACUGUCGCAUCGGCAGUGGAACCUUUAGCACAGUUCUCCUGGGAACCCUGCAGCGGGAAAGAUGUCUCGUGGAAACCCAGAGGAGGAGAUUCGCCAUCAAACAUCAUAAUCCCACAAAUCAUCCGGAGAGGAUUCUUAAAGAGUUGGAGUGCAUGUAUCGCAUUGGUGGAGCGGAAAAUGUAAUCGGAAUUAAUUGCUGCAUUAGAUAUAAUGAAAACGUGGCCUUUGUCAUGCCCUAUAUGACCCACGAUCGCUUUCAUGACAUUUACCGAAGUCUGAAUUUUCCAGAGAUUCGCGACUAUCUGAGGAACUUGCUAAUCGCCCUGCGACAUGUUCACAAGUUCAAUGUGAUUCACCGGGACGUCAAGCCAAGUAACAUUCUAUAUAACCGCAGGACCGGCAAGUUUUUACUCUGCGAUUUCGGAUUGGCUCAAAGGAUCGCCGAUGAUGGCAGUGUCGUGCAGUCAAGUGACCUCAGCUCCCGGGAAGUAUUCACCUUCCUGAGGGACCUGGAGAGUGGUAGAAACCUGAUGCUGACGGAUGGCAAUUCGGCCCAAGCCGAGGCUGAGGAUUACAUGGCCCGUCGAAGGAUGCGGGCUCUAGGUGGCGGUGGGGGCGUGGAACGGGCUCUGCCUGGACCUCCGAGUAUUCAGAAACUACGCGAGCAAGCGGGUGGCCAUUUGACCAAAAAGGAUGUGGCGAACCAGAGGGCUGACACCAUGAGGCUGCUGAACCGCCUGCGACUCAUGAGCCCGAAUGUAGAUCCCAAUAACUACGUGGUCUCCACAAACACCUCGAAGAAGGAGAUGCACGCUUCUAGGGCUGGAACCCCAGGAUACAGACCCCCGGAGGUUUUGCUUCGACAUCCCCAACAAUCCACUGCGGUGGACGUGUGGGCAGCUGGCGUUAUAAUGCUCUCCUUGCUCUCUGGUCUUCAUCCGUUUUUCAAGGCCCCCCACGACUGCGGCGCUCUAGCUGAAAUAAUUAACUUGUUUGGCGAUAUGCCGGUGCGGAAAACUGCCUUCCUGCUGGAUAGGCUGAUUUUGCUGGCGCAAAAGGUAAACACUUUGGAUCUACGGAGGGUGUGCAUGAGAUUUCGCCAUGCGGACUUUUUCCUGGCCCCCGAAAUACACCGUAAAUAUCGAAGGCCCGAUGGCACUACGGAAAUGUGCCGCAGUUGUGAGCAGCCCACGUUUAAUUGCCUUUGCAGCAACAGUGGGCAUAAUUUGGAAAGGUACGAUGGGCUGGACAUGUUUCCCGCCGUGGCCUACGACUUGCUGUCCCGCCUGCUGGAAGUUAAUCCCCAAAAGCGUAUCACCGCCGAGGAGGCCCUGAAGCAUCCGUUCUUCAGCGACCAGCAUCGCAUUACGCCCGGAAUACCUCUGCACCAGCAGCAGCAUAUACUGCAGCAUCAGCAGCAGCUGAGAGCCAGGGAAACACUUCCUUCGUCGGCGGCCCGAACUCUGAAGGCAUUCGUGUGCUACCCCAUGGAGUUGGCUUCUACGGCAACACAGGCAGCGGGUAAUACCUGACUCUGGUCUUUGGUCUCCGAUAUUUCUUUGUGUGUAUCCUGCCUUCUUUUGAGUCGGCGAUUUGAGUCCUGAGAACCAGAUGAACUGGAAGAAUGCUUUCAGCUUGGCCUUUUGUGGGCAAUUAAAAUUGUAUUGUGCACAAACCAAAAAAAUUGAAUAUAUGGAAGCUGCAAAAUGUUUACGAAAUUAACAUCAAAAAUAAAA